AUGACUUGUUCAGGGCAAAUAAUGGCACUUAUUCUUAACUUAUAUGGAUUGACAACAAGAACUGUUACAAUUACAAGAGUUGUCGAGUAUAUACUCUCAAGAAUCUCUAAGCUGGUUGAUGUAAAAAAUUGCAUUAUAGACGAUGAUAACAUAUACGAAAAAUUCGUUAUCGCUUCAUAUCCUUGGGUAUUUGAGCUCGGUUUAACAUAUUCUCCUGCUGUUGGAACGUAUUUAUUGAUACACGGUCGUGCCCUGUCGCAAGAGCCCUCCGGUGUUCCCGCCGCUUCAACGCCUCAAGCACACUCGAAGAGGGCGCUCUUUCACUUUUCUGGCGGAGGAUGCGGGUUUGUUGAUAGACCCUCGCUUCCAUAUCCGCCAGAAUAUCCAAGGGCAGAAAGCGCGCUAGGACGGUUUGCACCUAUGCGGAUGCAUUUACCAGCAUCCCAAUGGCGGGAAUUGCGCGAAGACUAUAAUAGAGCGACCCGAUUGGUUCGUUCCUUUGAUGAGGUCAUUAAUAGUAUUGUGUUUACUUCAUUUGCGAGUAAUCUUUUCUUUGUGUGCGUUCAACUUUACCAUCUAUUAGGAUUAUUCAACGGAUACGAACAUACUCUAUACGUCACUUUUUCUUUGAUAUUCCUUCUCUCGCGUUCCUUGGCGGUUUUGCUCAUCGCUGCUCAGGUGCAUUCCGCGUCUCUUGUCGCAACUCCAUCGCUUUACAACGUCCCAUAUUCCUCAUAUGGUACCGAGGUUCAAAGAUUCCUUGACCAAAUUCAUGGUGAUACCGUAGCGUUGACCGGUCUUAACUUUUUCUAUGUAACUAAGGAGUUGGUUCUUUCUGUGGUUGGCACCAUUGUUACUUAUGAGCUAGUCUUGGUGCAGUUUAAUCGAUAA
Nymphalis io (European peacock) is the source of this 891-nucleotide messenger RNA. RefSeq names its product gustatory receptor for sugar taste 64f-like. NCBI's taxonomy places the organism in Eukaryota, Metazoa, Arthropoda, Insecta, Lepidoptera, Nymphalidae. Gene Ontology annotation, molecular function: sweet taste receptor activity. The transcript has 7 exons. Gene Ontology annotation, cellular component: membrane. Bases 1 to 891 code for a protein of 296 amino acids. Gene Ontology annotation, biological process: sensory perception of sweet taste; detection of chemical stimulus involved in sensory perception of taste. The record is from RefSeq and is a predicted model, not a curated record.